Molecule: messenger RNA, 2457 nt
Organism: Gryllus bimaculatus (two-spotted cricket)
Lineage: Eukaryota; Metazoa; Arthropoda; Insecta; Orthoptera; Gryllidae
Source: the annotation of a GenBank genome assembly
AUGGACUGGCUGCUUCGCGCCAGCCUCGCUGUCGUAGAACCGCAGCAUGACAGCACAACGGGCGACGGCGGGCCUGGCUCCCCGUUGCCAAGGGCAAGACUCUCUCCAGACGACGGAGUAAAGCUACCCACGAUCUUGACCCGGCCCGCGAGCGGCUGGGCGCCGGGUCCCCGGCCCCGCCGGUACGGGCAGGCCACUAGCGGACCCCCAGAGCCCCAAGGCACGCGUCUCCGCCCUCGGCGCGAGGCUGCGCCCGUGGUGCGGCCGCCGCCCUCGUCCGUCUACCCGCCCGCCCGCCGCACCCCCGAUCCGCGGGCCCCAAGAUCGCGGCGGCCGGUUAGCGGCAGUCGUGACCGCCCCGACCGCCCCGCCCCACCCGACCCACAGGCUCCUCCACCUCCCCUGUCUGAAAGACUUUCCUGCGCGCCAAAUGGAGAAACGGACUACACCGACAGCGGAGAAAGCGGUUGCACCCGCAGAGAGACCCGUUGCGGAGGCAUCCGCGAAGGCCUUGCCCUCUUACGGAUCACCGCCCCUGGCGGUUGCCCCGCCGCGCGACGCCGUUGCGCCAGCUCUGGUUCCAGCGACACCCGCUCGAACGGCGCCGACUCCACCAGCGCCAGCUCCACCGGCGCCAGCUCCACCGGCGCCAGCUCCACCGGCGCCAGCUCCACCGGCGCCAGCACGGAACGGGCCGGCGGGCAUACGCCCCCUGAAGCUGACCCUCCCUUGCGGGGGCGCGGGGGCGGCGCGGUCACCGCCCGUGGAGGCGCCGCCCCCGCGCACGCCCCGCCUCCUCAUCCGGCGCUCGCGUUCGGGCGGCGCGCAGUGGCGCGGAAGUUGGCGAUGCGUCCGCACGCCAUCCGCCUGCGCAUCGCCACUGAGGACUCGAUGCGCCAGCUGAAGGAAGAGAAGCUCCAGCAACAGCAAGAGCAGCAGAAGCAGCAGGACCAAGUGCGAGAGGACGCGCAUCCCGUGCCCGAUCGUGUGCCAGCGACGCUACCCACCGCCUCUGCUACGCCCACCCCUGUGUCCGCCGCCGCCCCUGCCAGCGAUGCCGUCGGGGCGCCCGCUUCCGCCCCCGUCGUAGCCCCCGAAGUGCCCAGUUCCACCCCUGCGCCGCGCUCUUCCAAAGAGAAGCUCAUCGCCCAUGCCAAAGACAUUCCCAGAGACACCAAAGACCCCAGAGCGAGCAGAGAGCCGUCCGCGUCGUCGUCGUCAUCGAAAAAGCGGCUCAGCGCGGAAGUGGCGGAAGGCGCGUCAGCGUUAUCGUCGUCCAGCUGCUCGUCGGUGACGCCGUCCCCGGCGGCGGUGGGGGCGGCUGGGGUGGCGCGCGGCCGCAAGCGGCCUCCGUCGGACAGCGACCCCGAGUCGCCGUCAUCGUCUUCGUCGAAGGCGACGGCAGCAGCGGCGGCUGCGCCCAAGCGGCGGUGCUCGGAGCCGGCCAGGGCGCCGGUGCAGCUGUGCUCGCCGCCGCAGGCCAAGGCGGGGGCUUCCAAGUCGGCGACGACGUCCCCGGCGGCGCGGAAGGAGGAGGAGGAGGAGGAGGGGGCGGGGGCGGACGCCACGUGGGAGCGCGCGUGCGCCGCCUGCGGACGCCCCUUCGCGACGCCGGCGGAGCGGGCGACCCACGUGCGUCAGCACCGUUACCACUGUCAGCGCUGCGACCUGGCCUUCCGUUCGCAGGACUGGACAAGACGGCAACAGACUGAUGCUGCAUCAGGCCCCCCUGUGCCUUUGGGAGAGACGGAGGCUUUAUAGUUUCAGAAAAGGGCCCUGACUGCAUGAUUUUUGCGAUAAGUAUUAUAUAGAACAUUCCUGCUGAUGAUAAUGUGUAAUGGAAUUGGUAGUGAACGUGCUCAAUUCUAGGGACCAAAAACUGUGUGGAAGCUACAUCAUACUAUAGUUUCCUAUAUCAUGUUUCCAAGAAAGGCUUAUUUUUUAUAAAGAAUGUAUUGGCCUUCAUGAUUAGCCACUUUCUUGCUAGAAAAACAUAUCCAUUCCCUCUGUGUUUCAAAUGCAGCAACAUUGUUUGCUGCUAAGAGAGAUGAUUGCAAGAUGAAAUGCAUUUAAAUUGUGAAAAUACAUUUGAAUAACAAAUGUACAUUUAUAGCACUAAUAUUAUGUAGUGUGUUCACAACACAUGACUGUCUGUUUUGAUGAAAAAGAGAGAAUUAGUAAGACAUUACUUUAUUUCAAGAGUCAAGAUAUUAUAUUCUCUUUGGCAAUAUCCUUCUAUGAAUUAGAAAGUAUGUACUUUUUACUUUUCUUUAAAAGAUAAUGAACCAGUCAUGUUUUUUUAAAUUUAAUUUUCCUUGAUUACACCCUUCAGUUUAGUUCUUAUGUAAAUAACUUUUGAGCACUGUUUGAUUCUCUGUUGAGAUUACAUUGUCAUUUUUAAAUUUCAUUGUAUUUGUAACAGUCUUUUGAAUUUUGCAUGUGGUGUAAUUAGAAAAU